Messenger RNA from Talaromyces rugulosus, 546 nucleotides. RefSeq lists its product as uncharacterized. The record is from RefSeq and is a predicted model, not a curated record. Lineage: Eukaryota; Fungi; Ascomycota; Eurotiomycetes; Eurotiales; Trichocomaceae. The transcript has a single exon. Bases 1 to 546 code for a protein of 181 amino acids.
AUGAAGCUCAGUCUCAAUACAUCGGCCGUCUUGCUUUCGGCCCUCCUACAGGCUGUCUCGGCUUCAUCCGCCCACAACCACACCAAGCCGCUCCCCUCUAGCUACUAUCACAACAAUAUGAACGGGUCAGUCGUUGGCUAUAACUCCUGUGACGACUGCGGCUGUCCCGACGAUGAAUACUUUGUGCAGGGCAGCUGCGGUCUGUUCACAGACGAAAACUACAAAGGUCUGCCAGACAUUUGGGCGAUUUCUGUGCCGGCAGCAUGGGCUGAGGAAUUCGGCCCUAUAGGGAGGGACAAUCCGCUUUGUGGAUCAGUGAUGCAUGUGACCGCGCCGAAUGGACAGACUGUGAAGGCUGCCAUCGCGAACGCAGGGGAUGGGUUCAUAGGUAAACGGAAUUCUGAUAAAAGCCCGGAGGAUUAUGGAUAUUGGACGGUCUGUUUUGAUUUGAUUGAGCAAUUGGGCGGCGAUAUUAAUACAGGUGAUAUCGACGUUACAUGGACGCUCAUUGCGAAUGAGACAGUUGGCAAUAAGACGUUGUCCUAA